AUGAAUAGCAUAUCACGAGAAAUAACUGAAACACCACCAGUUUCAAAACAACAUACACCGGCAAUAUUCACUUCAUUUGAAGACAAGACAGAAGAAGCUGUUUCCAAAUUCACCGAGAUUCCAAUAUGUACAUAUUUAUCCAAACAACUUGGAUCUUCUCAAUUACAAGAAAAUAUGACAUGUGAUUGUCAAGAAGAAUGGGACCCUGAUUUACAAAUGAAUUUAGCAUGUAAUGAAGAAUCUCAUUGUAUUAAUCGUGUCACAAGUGUUGAAUGUAUGAAUCGACAUUGUUUAUGUGGGAAUGAUUGUCAAAAUCAACGAUUUCAACGAAGAGAAUAUGCAAAAGUUUCAGUAUUUCAAACUGAAUUAAAAGGUUAUGGACUUAGAGCAGAUUCAUCAAUUAAUGAAAAUCAAUUUAUUUAUGAAUAUGUUGGAGAAGUAAUUGAUGAAGUUACAUUUAGAACAAGAAUGGUUGAAUAUGAUCAAUUGAAAUUUAAACAUUUUUAUUUUAUGAUGUUAAAAUCAGAUUCAUUUAUAGAUGCCACGGUUAAAGGUUCUUUAGCAAGAUUUAUUAAUCAUUCUUGUAAUCCAAAUGCUUAUGUUGAUAAAUGGGUAGUUGGUGAUAAAUUAAGAAUGGGGAUUUUUGCUAAACGAAAAAUUUUAAAAGGUGAAGAAAUCACUUUUGAUUAUAAUGUUGAUAGAUAUGGUGCUCAAUCUCAACCUUGUUAUUGUGGUGAACCUAAUUGUAUUAAAUUUAUGGGUGGAAAAACUCAAACAGACGCCGCAUUAUUAUUACCUGAAGGAAUUGCUGAUGCUUUGGGAGUUUCUGCUAAAGAUGAAAGACAAUGGUUAAAAGAAAAUAAACAUUUACGUACUAAUCAACAAAGUGAUGAUUCAAAUAUAAAUGAAGAAUUUAUUAAAGGGUUAGAACUAAGACCGUUACAAUCUGAAGUGGAUGUUUCUCGAGUAAUGAGUGCAUUAAUGAAGUCUCAAGAUUUAUUAAUUUCUAAAAAAUUAAUUCAAAGAUUGCAUAUGACUGAAGAUCCAAAUAUUAAUUUAUUAAUUAUUAAAUUUCAUGGAUAUAAAACAUUAUCAAAUAUGCUUAAAGAAUAUUCUAAUAAAGAUGGUGAUUCAAUUGUGGAAAUGAUUUUAGAAAUUUUAUCAAAAUGGCCAAAAGUUACUCGUAAUAAAAUUUCAUCAUCUCAAAUUGAAGAUGUCAUUAAACAAAUUCAAUCAACAACUAAAAACAAAACAAUCAAAUCAUUAGCCACUGAUUUAUUGAAAGAAUGGUCCAAAUUACAAAUGGCAUAUCGUAUACCAAAAGGUGGUGCCUCCUUAACCACUUCAUAUACUUCACGUAUUUCCCGUUCUCCAGACCGAGAGGACCGUCAUGACCAGGAACAAGAAGACCUUCAAGCAGAUCAACAACAACAGCUGCUGCUGCCUCAGCAACAGCAACAAUACGUACAAGAUCUGCAACAGCCAAUAAAACUUGAAGAGGACCUUCCUGAAGGUUGGGAAGUGGCAUUUGAUCCAAGAACAAGAAGUAAAUAUUAUUAUCAUCGUAUGUUACAAAUUUCUCGAUGGGAUAGGCCGGCGGCUUCUGUUCCUCGAGGUCCAAAGCCACCAACUGGUCCCCGUCCACCCAUUGGACCUGCAGCUACGAUUAAUAGUGGUGGUAAUAAUUUGGGUGGUAAUACUAUGGGUGGUGAUUUUAGACGUUCAGGAAGUGUUACCCUAAGUGAAUCAGAAUUGGCCAAACGAGAAGAAUUAAGAAUUGCCAGGGAAAAACGUCAACAAUAUCGUGCAUUACAAGAGAAAGAAAGACAAUUACAAGAAUUGAUUGCUCAGAAUCGCGAAAUAGAAAGAAGAAAACAAGAAGAAAUGGUUGCUGCAGCAGCGGCGGCAGCAGCAGCUGCUGGGGCUUCUUCUUCUUCUUCUUCUUCGAGAAAGGGUAAAAAGUCAAGUUCAACAAAUGGAAAAAACAAGCAUCAUUCUCAUCAUGAAGAAAUUUCUGUAGAAGCUAAAUGGAAAUAUGUUUUAGCUAAACAUAUUCCCAAUUUAAUCAAAAAAUAUGAGAAAGAAAUAGGAAGAGAUAAUAUUAAAGGAUGUGCUCGUGAUUUGGUGAAUAUAUUAGCCAAUAAGGAGGCUAAAAAGGAUCCUGAACAAUCACCACCUAAAGAAUUAGACAAUCAUAAAUUGAAAAAAAUUAAAGAUUAUUCCAAGACAUUUAUGGAGAAAUUUUUAAUUAAAUAUAGAUCUAAGAAAGAUAAAAAGAGAUCUUAUGAAGAAGUUACCAAUGAUAGUGAAGCUGUUGGAGACGAAGCCGUGAAACGUGCAAAAGUGUAA
Molecule: messenger RNA, 2349 nt
Organism: Hemisphaericaspora subhashii
Lineage: Eukaryota; Fungi; Ascomycota; Pichiomycetes; Serinales; Debaryomycetaceae
Gene: SET2
Product: histone methyltransferase
Exons: 1
Coding region: 1-2349 (782 amino acids)
Biological process (GO): regulation of DNA-templated transcription
Cellular component (GO): chromosome; chromatin; nucleus
Molecular function (GO): histone H3K36 methyltransferase activity; protein binding
Source: RefSeq, a predicted model, not a curated record